Molecule: messenger RNA, 213 nt
Organism: Acanthisitta chloris (rifleman)
Lineage: Eukaryota; Metazoa; Chordata; Aves; Passeriformes; Acanthisittidae
Product: zinc finger protein 250-like
Exons: 2
Biological process (GO): regulation of DNA-templated transcription
Source: RefSeq, a predicted model, not a curated record
GGCUGGUGACCUUCGAGGACGUGGCCGUGUACCUGAGCCGUGCGGAGUGGGACGCGCUUCAGGAGGGACAGCGGGAGCUGUACCAGGAUGUUGUGUCGGACACCUAUGAGCUCUUGUCAUCCCUGGGUUAUCCAGGCCCCAAACCCGACAUCCUACACCGGCUGGAGCGUGGGGAGGAGCCAUGGAUCUGCUCUCCACAGAGCCCAGCCCCGG